UCUUGAGGGCGGUGCCUACCUACUAGCUGCCGGGGUAGGCUGGGCUGUUGUUUGUGGAGGAAAAAGUACUUUUAAAAAGUACAACAAACUACUCUUCCAAAAAUGGGAACCCGAGACGACGAAUACGACUAUUUGUUCAAAGUCGUGCUCAUCGGAGACUCCGGCGUGGGGAAGAGUAACCUGCUGUCGCGCUUCACGAGAAAUGAGUUCAACCUGGAGAGCAAGAGCACCAUCGGGGUGGAGUUCGCCACCCGCAGCAUCCAAGUGGACGGCAAGACGAUAAAGGCUCAGAUUUGGGACACGGCUGGACAGGAACGCUACAGAGCGAUCACCUCGGCGUAUUACCGGGGGGCCGUCGGAGCGCUCCUGGUGUACGACAUCGCCAAGCACCUGACGUACGAGAACAUCGCGCGCUGGCUGAAGGAGCUGAGGGACCACGCCGACAACAACAUCGUCAUCAUGCAGGUCGGGAACAAGAGCGACCUCCGCCACCUCAGGGCCGUGCCCACCGACGAGGCUCGCGCCUUCGCAGAAAAGAACGCUAUCUCAUUUAUUGAAACCUCCGCCUUGGACUCCACUAAUGUAGAAGAAGCCUUUAAGAACAUUCUCACAGAAAUCUACCGCAUUGUGUCUCAGAAGCAAAUAUCGGACCGAUCUGCACACGACGAGUCUCCCGGCAACAACGUAGUGGACAUAAGCCUCCCCCCGACCACGGACGGCCAGAGGGGCGGCAAGCUCCCCUGCUGCCAGAGCCUGUGACGCUCGCGUCUCCUCUUCCCGUUUGACUCUGUCGGUCUGUUCAUCUCCUCUUCACCUCUGGUUUACUUCAGUUGUCAUGCUGCUGUCGGCGCGAAGCCCUCCUGGGCUCAAAAGUCUGUGACACCAAGACUCCUCCUGUACUUGACAUUCCUUUUUUUUUCCUGUUUUACUUUGUUUGUUUUUAUUAUUAUUUUUGUAUCUCCUUUCCUCUUAAUUCUCCAUUCUCAGAAGAACCUGUCUACGAGAAUUAACGGCCUGUGACGGACAGGAGGACGGAGUGCACCGCUCCGGUGAAGUCGAUCCUCAGUUAACUCGCCUUUAUGGUCCUAUUGAACCGCUCCUGUUGAAGGAAUGGUGAGGGAUCCGUGUGUCAGCGCUUCAAGUGGUUUGUUCCCUGGUUUUUUUCUUUCUUCUCACCUCCCAAUGACACAGACUCUUGCCAUGAUCUGCUGCUACUGUGGAAAUCCCAAAUUUCAUGUCUGGUUGACCUGAUUCUGCCUGUCGCGCAGUGCGGGUGUAGAAGAGAUGAGAAGAAGGUACCACUGGAGUAUUGAUGUGUCCUCUGCUCUCUCUCUGGAUUUUCUAGUCGCCUCCUUUUUUUAAUUUUUUGCUCCCCUCUUCGAGCCCAAUGUGUCGUGAAAUUAGCAUGAGCCAGGGACCAGCCUGGCUGUGACUGGCUAACUUUAUUAUGGGCAAGUGUGACAGAAUUAAAGUGAUUUUUAUUUGUGUGUGUGUGUGUGUGUCAGUCUUGGGGCACAGAGAUACCAAAGUAGACGGAUGCAAUCUUAUCGGUUUCUGGUGUUUUCCCAUUAAGUGUGUUCAAGGCUGCUAAAGUUGCUGUAUUUGGCGAACCAAUCCACACUAUUUGCUAAAGAUCUGUAACGCUAAAUAGCUUAAAUUAAUGCUAGAAAUUGUGUCGUGUGUGUGUAGUUUAUUUUUGUGUGAUUUAUUAGUUUAAUCAGCCUGGAUCAAAUUUGGCUGAGGUCAAAAUCUUUCUUUUAACAAGCUGUCGGGGGGAAAAUGAAAAUCUCUUUUGCACUUACGUCGCAUCAUUUCAGCGGAACAAAUCAUCAUGCUUUUUAUUUUGCUUUUUUUUUGUUUAAACUCGAACAUCAUUUUGCUGUUGUAAAGACACAGAGCAAUAAGUGUGGUGUCUUUUUGUCUUUUUAAAGAGCUGUUUUCCUCACAUGUACUCUACUCCCCUUUUUUUGUUUUGUUGUUUUCCUCCGAGUGUGACCUGGUAAAGGGAAGCGUGUAAUCUGAGAACCUUUAAAUGGAAAAUAAACCAAUAUAAAAAUACUCUACGUAUCUAAACACUUUCACUCGAGCCAGCUGGGGAAAGUGGAUCUGAAAAUCAGAAAUGCUAAUUGUUUGUGUGCUUGUCUGAAACGCCUCUUCCUCGUCUGGGAGAAAUGCUCUGUGCGUUAUUUGAUUUGAUGCGUUGUGAUUUUUCACGUUUCUUCCACAGAAAAAAAAGAAAAUAUGUAAAGGCAGCAAAUUUGUUUUUGUUGAUUUUGCAUUACACAGAAAAAAUACUGAAGCUUAAAUAAAUAAAACUUAACUCAUGUAACCGUA
Pseudoliparis swirei is the source of this 2334-nucleotide messenger RNA. RefSeq names its product ras-related protein Rab-11B-like. The transcript has 5 exons. Gene Ontology annotation, biological process: exocytosis. Lineage: Eukaryota; Metazoa; Chordata; Actinopteri; Perciformes; Liparidae. Gene Ontology annotation, molecular function: GTPase activity; GTP binding. Bases 103 to 759 code for a protein of 218 amino acids. The record is from RefSeq and is a predicted model, not a curated record. Gene Ontology annotation, cellular component: recycling endosome.